Molecule: messenger RNA, 1305 nt
Organism: Fusarium keratoplasticum
Lineage: Eukaryota; Fungi; Ascomycota; Sordariomycetes; Hypocreales; Nectriaceae
Exons: 1
Coding region: 1-1305 (434 amino acids)
Source: RefSeq, a predicted model, not a curated record
AUGGGUUGGCGAGCCAUGGAUCUAGGACAACUACCUCCAUGGGCAACGUCUUUUAACACGGGUAUUAGAAUUAGCAUCAAAGCUUCAGACUCAGUCGCAGACAUGCGUUUGCCCCCCACCUCUUCUGAAGCCACGGAACUUCUCAUCGAACUAUGUCGGCUAUUCAAUCUUGGUGCCGACCCAACAGGAGACUCCAGCCUCCAACCGAUGCCUCUCCACAAGGCGUCGUUCAUGGCCGCACUUGUGCUCCCUUUCUAUACCUUUAUGAGGCUCCAGCCCCGGCUCCCUCGCCCACAUCUCACUGGGCCACAGAAGAAUGGCACUUUCAGCAGUUGUUAUGAACAGAGCAUUCGAGGGUACCUCAGUGAUAUGCGAUAUUUCAUGGCCCUCAGCACCUAUCCACCUUCGAUUGGAACCAUUAUAUGGAGUAUCCUGUGGCAACCGGAUGUUGAUUGCAAUCUGGUUGGCCCGUGGCUCGCAGCCGUCUUGGACACGCUCGAGCCAGCAAUUAGCCAGGAACAACUUGAGGUUAUAGCAAAGGUCUUUAUUUCCCGCCGACCUCGAGUUGCCAUUUGGUGGGUGGCUCUCUUCCUGCUGGGCGACCCUACUCUCCUUGGGUGGAUUCUACGAUAUACAGUGAAAAUGGAAGAGAAGUACGGAUCCGGAUCACUAUCGCCACCAGAUCCGAUGGUGUCUGCUUGGACCGGUUCCAAGCAGUCAUUCUUGGAUCUUGAGAAGGAUUCUCUCUAUACAGAACCAUCCGAUCCAGUGUCUAGGGCCGACUUACUUCGGUGCCGCUACGAUCUUAAACUUCAGGAUUGGGCGAGCGUAAAUGUAGCAUGGCGACCCUUUGGAUAUACACAGAAGGGGCGGGUGGAACUCGAACUUUGGCCGCAACUCGAAACCGAGUAUACUCGCAAGUACCACUCGUUCACCUGGUACAUUAGGAAGAAGCCCAUCUCCGACAAAGGCUUUCGAACACGUACGGGGCGAACGGUGGGCAACAUGCCAGACGACUUAGAGAUGCGUACCUCGGCCGAACAUGUGGAGAGAGAUGACCAAGCCAUUAAUGUCCGGCCGUCGAAAAAGAUUACCCUCAGGAUGAUGUCGUUUCUGGUAGAAGACGCCGCAGGUGGUCGUAACUGGGCGAAUGCUGAUAUGCCGGGAAAGCUUGAGCAACACCGCUGGCUGCGCGAUUGGGAAGGCCUCUGCAGCAGGGAUGUGGAAAUCGUGGAACCCGACGAGAAACCGGCCAAACCUCCAUCAUGGUUCCUUGAGGAAUGGAUCGAGGGUAAACACGAGUGA